Orbicella faveolata is the source of this 4097-nucleotide messenger RNA. RefSeq names its product polyamine-transporting ATPase 13A3-like. NCBI's taxonomy places the organism in Eukaryota, Metazoa, Cnidaria, Anthozoa, Scleractinia, Merulinidae. Gene Ontology annotation, cellular component: late endosome membrane. The record is from RefSeq and is a predicted model, not a curated record. Gene Ontology annotation, molecular function: ATPase-coupled monoatomic cation transmembrane transporter activity; P-type ion transporter activity; ATP hydrolysis activity. Gene Ontology annotation, biological process: polyamine transmembrane transport; intracellular calcium ion homeostasis.
UUAGCUUGACAAGCACACAGUGUUAAAGGUGGAAAAUGUUCUUUCGUUCCUAGAGUAUGCUGCCUUGUCGGGGACACCCCUAGGCCCUGAGGAAUAAAGGAUGACAGUAUUUAUAUUGCCGUUUCUUGGUUCAGGCUUACUCUUAUGGAUCUGGCCUUCGGAGUAUCUACAAUAUUCUAAACAAUAUUCGACCAGAUAAAGACUGAGCUAUCUGUCGCGACUUGAACUAAUCAACAAUGCAAUCAAGCCCAUUAAUGGGCUCCUGACUACAGCUAAUGAAAUAUAGCUGUUCCCAUCGUCAACAUCCCAAAGCCAAGGGAUUCAAGGCCGUGUUCGUGAACAUAUAAUAUAAACUAGAAACCACGAGAUAGUUUUAAGAUAUCCACUUUACGAUGUUCAGAAACCACGAGUCCGCAGUCCGCAGUCCCCAGUCCAUGCUUUAUACCAACCUCGACGAUUUUCAAAAGUGCAGAAGGCCCUGGGGACGCGGUUGCGGUAGCCGCGUACUCGAUUCGCGUACUGUGUAUGUCACAAAAAUAGAUACAGUCGAACCUCUUUAAUACGCGGACAAAGGAGCAGAUCUAACAGUGUCCUUGUUAUGGGCGGGAGAUGGCCGUAUUAUAAAGGAAGAGUACCGUCAGGGCAACGAAACGCCGUAAUGUGAGACACUGGUGAUGAGCGAAGGUGGUCGCUGGGACAUUUGAUUCUCGCUUACAUGGCAUGUUGAACGGACCAACUGCACUGAAGUGGGAAAUACACAGUGUAAGAGUGUGAAAUUAACUAAAAAAUUAUUUUACCUAAAGUGCUUUGCAGAUUUUGUUGAUAACAUUGUUACCAGGGCGAAAGAGCAGGUUUAUUGCCGAUCAUGCCCAGUGGCUUGCCCAGUGUCCUUCCGGACUAAUCGGCAAAUAAGCAUACAUGCCGGUAAAUAAGCCAUGUGCAAAACGUCAAAAUGGAAAAUAAUGGUUUGAAAUAUUGCCACAUUGAGGAUGAGGAUGGGGAAAAACUGGUUUGUUUUGGAUAUUGUUGCAACCCUUGCAAGACCAUCUUUUAUUACCUACUGGCCUGCUGCACUGGAGGAAUUGUUUUCCUAGUCUCCUAUUGGCGUCCAGACUGGGCACUCAAGAUCAAGUGUUCUCCUUGCUCUUUGAAUAAGGCUACACAUAUGCUCUUGAAGACUUGUUAUGGAGAUUGGUUUGUGGAAGAAGUCAUCAAUUUGGACAGAGUAAGAUCACCUUCCAAUCCAAGACUGUCACUCUCAUUUGAUGAAAGUGGUAAUUGCUGUGAUGAAGCUGAGAGGCUGCUCUCCAAUUCACAAUGUUGGACUUUACAAAGAAAGUACUUUUGCCAUAGACACCUAAGAUAUAUGUGGAGUGAAGGACAAGAGAGAUUUCAAUUUCUAAGGGGCCUUGAUGAUGGUACUUAUCCAGAACAGUUUUAUCGGUAUUCAUCUGGACUGUCACAAGAUGAAGUUCAAAAGAGACAGAAAAUGUAUGGUCCAAAUGUGAUUGAUGUUAAUGUCAAAUCGUAUGGAAGGCUUUUCCUAGAAGAGAUUGCAGAUCCGUUUUAUGUGUUCCAGUUUUGCAGUAUCAUCUUGUGGUCAACUGACGAGUAUUAUUAUUAUGCGGUGACCAUUUUAAUUGUGUCCCUGCUUUCAAUUAUCAUUACAGUAUACCAGACAAGAAGACACCUUGUGACGUUAAGGGACAUGGUGGCAGUGUCAGAAACAGUCACUGUGCUACGUAAUAAUGCAGUUCAAGUGGAUGUCACAUCUGAAGAACUUGUCCCUGGUGAUGUGCUGGUAAUUCCACCAAAAGGCUCCCGAGUUCACUGUGAUGCUGUUCUUAUAAGUGGCAACUGCAUUGUGAAUGAGAGCAUGCUAACAGGUGAAAGUGUACCAGUCACAAAGACUCCAUUACCACAUGUAAAAAGAUUAUCAAGCAAUCCAUUGGAACAAAGAGAAGAACAAUAUAAACCUGAUCAACACAAGCGACACACCCUUUUUAAUGGCACAACAGUAAUACAAACCCGUUAUUAUGGUCAUGCUAGAGUCCUGGCAGUGGUUGCUAGAACAGGAUUUUCCACAACUAAGGGUGGCUUAAUUCGUUCCAUCCUUAGUCCAAAACCUGUAGGCUUUAAGUUCUUCAGGGACUCCAUUCGGUUUAUUGGUCUUUUGGCAAUUCUUGCCAUAGUUGGAUUCUCAUACAGUGUGGUCACCUUCGUAAAACAAGGGAUGUCUGCCGGUCACAUCCUGCUGAAAGCGUUAGACAUUAUUACUAUUGCUGUUCCACCUGCUCUUCCCGCAGCAAUGUCAGUAGGGAUUGUUUAUGCCCUUCAGAGGCUAAAGAAGAGACAGAUAUACUGCAUAAAUCCAUCAAGAAUCAACAUAUGUGGAAAACUCAAGCUGUUCUGCUUUGAUAAGACUGGAACAUUGACUGAAGAUGGUCUGGACCUGCUGGGAGUUGUACCAGUCAAAGCUGCAAGAUUUGGUUUAAUGAUACCUGGGGAUGAAAGUAUUCCCCAAGGUCCAAUGUUGACUGCCAUGGCAACUUGUCACUCGCUAACAGUAAUAGAUGGCAAAUUGACUGGUGAUCCCCUGGAUCUUAGGAUGUUUGAGGCUACCGACUGGAUCCUUGAAGAACCUGGUGAAGACAAUACAAAGUUUGACAACAUAGUUCCGACUAUUGUUAAACCCAAAACUGCUGAGGAGUUCAAUGUCGAAUCUGCUUUGCGGGGGCAUACACCAUAUGAGAUAGCCAUUGUUCGCCAGUUCCCAUUUUCAUCAGACCUCAAGUGCAUGAGUGUUGUGUGCCGCACAUUAGGAGCGCCUAACAUGGAUGCAUAUGUUAAAGGUGCCCCAGAGACCAUUGCAAGUUUUUGUCAACUACAAACUGUUCCCGUAGAUUUUCACGAUGUUCUUCAACACUAUACCCUGAGUGGUUACAGAGUACUAGGUUUAGCAUGGAAACCAUUAGAUAGAAAAUUGUCAUGGCACCAGGUCCAUCGAGUCACACGGGAUUACAUAGAGACAAAGCUGAUAUUCCUAGGGCUUUUGAUCCUUCAAAAUGCUCUCAAACCACAGACUUCACCUGUCAUAAGAAUGCUUCAUAGUGCUGAUAUCAGGACUGUGAUGGUGACAGGAGAUAACAUGUUGACAGCAGUGAGUGUUGCUAGAGACUGUGGUAUGAUUGGGUCUUCUCACAAGGUAGAAAGAUCUGUUCCUUUUUUUGUCACAUCCUAGUUUGUUUACAUAUUCAGUAGGUACACAAAUCUCAGUAUAACUAUCUUUGCAUCCUUGGAGACCAAUGGUUACUUAAAUUGGUAAUGACUUGAAGCAAGCCAAGAAUGAUAAUAGGGUCAACAAAAAUUUACCAUGAUAGCACAGUAGCCCCUGGGCAGUAAGUCUUAUCGGAAUACUUCCUAAUCUAUUUUGGAAACCUGGUCACUUAUUGAAAAUUUGUGCCAUGGUCAUUUGUGUACCCUGCCACUGGUCUUCUUUAUCUGACUGCACCUUGUUUCUGCCUUCCUAUUCAGCAUUGCCUUUUCCAUAAAAUAUUAUCACAAUGUCAGGCAUGUUUAAACCAUGAAAUGGUGAAAUGACCAAAAUUAAUGGCACUACAGGUACAUGUAAGAGCCACUGUGGGAUAUGGAUAUCUGUAGGGGUUAACCCUUAAAAUAAUUGAGAACUAGCCAAUGUCAAGUCCCUGAUAUUAAGGCUAACCUAAGUGCUACUUAGGCUAACCAGAGCACAAUUUAGGCAACAAUGUAGAUUCUUACAGCAAAUUGACACAAUAUCUAUUGAUCGCCAAAUUAAAAGAUGGAAGUUCACGAUGCUUUUAGGCCAUUGCUUUCCAAGCUGUUUAUUUUUGUGGUUUGUUUUUCUUUUUUUAUCGUAUCAGGGAUUCGCCAUGUUCUUCACAAAGCCAACAAUGAAGCCAAAGGGCUGGGAGGGGAGGGUAAGGAGUGACAUACACUUGUAGGGAAAGGAAGAGAGGUAAUCAAACUUAAUGCAGUUGAACCUCCAGUUGAAACCACCUCUCAUAAGCAGCCAACUCUCCUCAGCAACCAGUUUUCCAAAAAUAAUACCAAAAGUUUCC